Molecule: messenger RNA, 4844 nt
Organism: Juglans regia (Persian walnut)
Lineage: Eukaryota; Viridiplantae; Streptophyta; Magnoliopsida; Fagales; Juglandaceae
Product: putative disease resistance RPP13-like protein 1
Exons: 2
Coding region: 103-4359 (1418 amino acids)
Biological process (GO): defense response to other organism
Molecular function (GO): ADP binding
Source: RefSeq, a predicted model, not a curated record
AAGCAACCCCCAGCUCGUUGCUCUAAACAAUUUGGGGAUUCUUGUCAUAGCCAAGUAAUAUCUGCUCAUUUUCUUGUUUCAUUCCUUUUUCCGAAGAGAACAAUGGUACUGACAGAGGUCUUUCUUGCUGCAUCCCUGCCGGUACUGUUUGAACGGUUGGCGUCUCGCGAGUUCCUGGACUUUGCUACCCGAGGGGGACUUCGAAAACGGUUGGACAAGUGGGAGAAAAAAUUGUUAGAAAUUCAAAAGGUGCUUGGAGAUGCACAUGACAAGCAAUACACUAAAAGAGAAGUGAAAAAAUGGCUUGAGGAUGUCGAAGACUUGGCAUACGACGUGGAGGAUAUUUUGGAUGAGCUCGCCACGGAAGCUGCUCAUUUACAACGCAAGUUGAUUGGUGGAGGAAGACGUGCUAGCACUAGUACGGUACGAAAUCCCGUCCCUGCUUGUUUUACUAGUAAUUUGCCUCAAAGUGUUGUUGACUUCGAGCGUAUGAUGAGAGCAAAGAGAAUGAAAAUCACUCCUCGAUUUAAUGAACUUAUGAAACAAAAAGAUAAACUGGAGUUGAGAGAAAAUGUUGGUGGGGUGUCAAACAUAGGAAGGGAGGAUCAGUUGCCAACUACUUAUUUGUUCAAAGAUCCCGUCUUUGGUAGGGAGAAGGAUGCAGAGGCCGUACUUCAAUUGUUGUUCAGCCAAAAACAUAGAGACGAUGCUAUUUUAACUACAGUCAAUGUGAUUCCUAUAGUUGGUAUGGGGGGUAUAGGAAAGACAACACUUGCCCAGAUUGUGUUCAAUAAAGAAGAAGUGCAAAAGUUUUUUGAUCUAAAAGUAUGGGUUUUUGUUUCUCAACAUUAUGAUGUUGAGACGAUUACAAAAAGAAUAUUAGACUCUGUUGCCUCUGAAAAAAGUAAAGACAAGGAUCUAAACUGGUUGCAAGUCAAACUAAAGGAGAGACUACAUGGGAAGAAGUUUAUAAUCAUUCUGGAUAAUGUUUGGGAUGAGGACUACGAAAAGUGGACUCUCCUAUGUGCUCCUUUUAAAGCAGGUGCUCCAGGAAGUAGCGUUAUUAUCACAACUCGGAAUCAGAAAGUCUCAUUACUUGUGGGAGCCGGUACAGUCACAGCUUACAGGCUGGGAUUAUUGUCAACAGAGGCUUGUUUGUCUUCAUUUGCCCAACAUGCAUUGGGUGCAACUGACUUCAGUGCCCAUUCCGAGCUUAAAGAUAUUAGUGAGGAAAUUGUAGGAAAGUGUAAACGCUUGCCUCUAGCAGUAAAAGCAGUCGGAAGCCUCUUACGCGUUAACCAACACCCCAAUGAGUGGAAAACAGUUUUGAAAAGUGAGAUAUGGGAUAUAGAUCGAGACAAGGAGAAUAGUAUAAUUGUUCCAGCUCUUAUGUUGAGCUACCACCAUCUCCCCAUAUAUUUAAAGAGGUGCUUUGCGUAUUGUUCAAUUUUUCCAAAGAAUUAUGAAUUUGAGGACAAGCAGCUGGUUUUAUUAUGGAUGGCAGAAGGUUUGAUUCAACCACAACCAAACACCGAAGAAAUGGAAGAUUUGGGAAUGAAGUAUGUUCGUGAUCUUUUGUCAAGGUCACUUUUUCAGGAGUCAGACAAUGAUAAAUCAAGAUUACAAAUGCAUGAGCUUAUCAAUGAUCUGGCUAAAUCGGUAGCGGGAGAUACAUGCUUUAGAAUGGAAGAUAUAGUUGACAAUCAUAGAGAUAAAGGGAGUCUUGCUAAAAGGGCCCGCCAUUCGUCUUGGUUGGCUGGCGAAUAUGAUGGAAUUGAAAAGUUUGAGUUUGUGUCUAACCUCAGACGUUUACGUACCUUCUUGCAUCUUAUGUUGCCAUCUUCAGGAAAUUGUUUUAUGUCUUGUGAUGUUCCUGUUCAAUUGCUUCAAAAAUUGCGAAACCUAAGGGUUCUCUCUUUUAGGGCUUACCGUAUAACCGAGUUGCCAGAUUCAAUCAGAAAUUUGAAGCAUCUUCGAUACCUUGACCUUUCUGAAACUUUGAUCAGAAGCAUACCUGAAUCAAUAACAACUCUCUACAACUUACAAACCUUGUUGUUAGAGAAAUGUCUUCACUUAAAGAAUUUACCUUCAAUGUUAGGGAACUUGGUCAACCUUCGCCACCUCAAUAUUCAAGGAGCAAUUCAUUUGGAAGGAAUGCAUAUGCAAAUAGGUAAAUUAACCCGUCUCCGAACACUAUCUAAUAUGGUUGUUGGAAAAGAUAGUUGCUCUGGGAUAAAAGAGCUAGGGUUUUUGCGACAUCUUCAAGGGACACUGUGCAUUUCAAGAUUGGAGAACAUGACUAAAUCCAAUGAGGCAGAGUGUGCUAAUUUAAACAGUAAUCCCAAAAUCGCAGAUUUGACGUUGGAGUGGAGUGAAGAUAUUGAUGAGUCGGAAGACAGAGCAAGUGAGUUAGAGGUACUUGAGAAGCUAAAGCCACAUAAGAACUUGAAAGAACUCACUAUUAGGUACUAUGGUGGUGCAAAUUUUCCGACUUGGUUAAGUUGUCCAUCAUUUGAUUUGGUGUUCUUGACGAUUGAAAAUUGUGAAAUGUGCACAUCAUUGCCACCAGUCGGGCAACUACCAUCACUCAAAGUCCUUUCCAUUGGAGGCAUGAACAAUGUGAAGGAUGUUGGUCAUCUUGAGUUUUGUGGGGAUCAUGAUGUCUCAAAAACUUUUAGAUCCUUAGAGAUUUUGAGUUUCGAAAAUAUGAGAGAGUGGAAGAAUUGGAAUUCCUCUGAAUUAGAAUUUCCAAAAUUAGGUGAGCUUUCCCUUAUAAGUUGUCCCAGGCUAAAGGGAUAUAUACCAAACCACCUCCCUUUACUUAAAAAAGUUCAGAUAUAUGAUUGUAAGGAAUUAAACAUCUCAGAUUCAAACUUUCCAGAUCUGUGUGAAGUGGAAAUUGAGGGAUCAAAAGGAGUGGUGGGCAGAAGUAUGGUUGAAUACAACUCAUUAGAAAUCAAGUCUCUUUCUGAAAACUCAAGAUUCAAAUCUCAAACAGAAGGGUUUGAUAUGCAAGCUGGGCUGACAAAGGUACAAGAUCUAACUAUUUUUAUGUGUGAGGAGUGGACAUAUUUGUGGUCAACUGAUAUGAGGUCACUGCCAUAUCUUCCAUUUCUUCGUCAUCUGCGCAUUGAUAGAUGUGCCAAACUAGUUUCUUUGGUGUCAGAGGAAGUAGAAGAACGACUCCAACAGGGUGGACCACUCAUGCUCAAACAAAUCGAGAUCAAGAACUGCAUAGCCCUGGAAUCCUUACCGAAGGCAAUGAUGUACAACAACACUUGUCUUAAGUUGAUUCGAAUUGUAAACUGUGAUUCGCUUGAGCAUAUUGCAAGAGGCCAGCUACCUCCAACUCUAGAGCGGAUAGAGGUAAGUAAAUGCAAGAAUAUGAAGAUUUUUCUGGAGGAUAAUGAUGCCAACAGUCGUGGCAACACUAUAUCUCUUCUUGAGUACCUGGAAAUUUAUGACUGUCCAUCCUUGGAACUUUUGACAUCAAGUGGAGAAUUACCUGCAACACUUAAAAGCCUCCGUAUGGGAAGUUGUCCAAAGCUGGAGUCAAUAGCGACGAGCUUACAGCAAAACUCAUUUCUUGAACGCAUUGACGUCUCAUUUUGUGAAAAGCUUAAAUCCUUACCAAAAGGUGUACACUCUCUCAGCAGUCUAGCUCACAUUUAUAUUCGAAGGUGUCAGAGUCUUGAGUUCUCCAGGGACCAAGAAUCCUUGCUCCCUGCCAACCUGAGAGUGCUUCAGAUAUCGGAAUGUGAGAAAAUUCUGGCCCUACCGGAUGGCAUACACAACCUCACCUUGCUUCAACAAUUGACAAUACAACAUUGUCCAGUUGUUGUAUGCUUUCUGGAAAAAAAUGUUCUCACUAACCUAACAUCACUUGAGAUAUCUCAUAUCCAGUUCACUGAUGACAUACUCGAAUGCGGUUUGGAGAACCUUACCUCUCUUAUUAAACUUGAAAUUGGAGGAUAUCAGCAUCAGUCCUUUCCAGAGAUGAGGCUACCUACCUCUCUAAAAAGUCUCAGCAUCUCAGAAUCCCCGGAGUUACAACACCUGUCUUACAUGGACUUCAGAAAGCUGGAGUCUCUUGAAGAACUGUUUAUCUCUAAUUGUGGGAAGUUCACCUCCUUUCCAAAAGAAGGCCUACCUUUAAAAAAGCUCGUGAAACUUUAUAUCUACAAGUGCGAAAAGCUCAAGUCCUUUCCAAACAAUGGCCUGCCUCGCUCACUGUUGCAACUUUUUAUCUUUAAAUGUCCUCUGUUGGAAGAACGCUAUAAGAAAGAUGGAGGACGAGAGUGGCGGAAGAUAGCCCACAUCCCUUGCAUUAAAUUUCAUACAAAUCUGUGUGUGUUCUGAUAUCCUUUGAAUUAUCAUGUGGAUAUUGAAGAGAUCCGAUCACUGCUAUUUAUUGCUCCAUGUCUGGUUAGUUUUGCACAAGCUUGGGAGCAUAUGUAGUCUUGUCGGAUGAAGAUCGAUAUUCCUCCUCAACAGCAUACUGAUGAUGGUUCAAAACAGAGAUGCAAUCGCUAUCUGGAAGUACAGAGUCUUUACCUGAAGUAAUCAUAUAACCUUUUCCGACAUCAAAUUUGAUACUCAAUUCUUUGGCUGAAAGUGGAGCUUAUCUUUAUGCAUUUGUACCUAUUUUCUGAUUCUGGAGGUUGCCCUGUUGAGAUAUUACUCUUUGAUCAUGAGAAGGACAUCCUUUCAGAGCAUUUCCAAAAUAUCUAGAGACUUUUAUUUUAAUGUUCAUUUACUGAUUGCAUUGCUUCGUCUUCUACCAAAGGAUGAUCAUUAAUGUACACAACAAUACUUAAAACUUUCUGGAAAAUUUAGAUUGGGGA